Molecule: messenger RNA, 2209 nt
Organism: Cucurbita maxima (winter squash)
Lineage: Eukaryota; Viridiplantae; Streptophyta; Magnoliopsida; Cucurbitales; Cucurbitaceae
Exons: 3
Coding region: 1578-2051 (157 amino acids)
Source: RefSeq, a predicted model, not a curated record
UAGCAUGAUAUCUUUUGGAUUAAAAUUUAAUCUUUAAAUUUAGGGUACAUUAUCUCCCUGCUAUGGAUUUGAUUUACAUUCAGUAUAUCCUAGUUUAUUUUCUGUAGGAGGGUUUUAUGCCAGCUUCAAAGGAUUGCAUUUGGUUCUUGACAUGAAUCUGAGCCUUCUAGUUUGGAUUCAUAUAACGAGAGGUGCAAUGCACUGGCUGGAUUCUACAAAUAGUAGACAAUGUUAUCCAGCUUUCCCAUGAGUACUCCAACUGUGGUCAACUUCACUCCUUGGUUCAUAAUAUUAGGUAUGUGAAAAUUACACCUAUCUUUGCUCUCUAUAUUAGUCUCUUCAAAUCCACAUUAUACAUUUAUAUUUCCAUCAAGUAAAAGUUCAAUUCUAUUGCGUUUGGUUUUGAAGAGUGGGAAUCCGAGUGUGAAAUAAAGUUGAUUCAUUUGUCUUAUGGUGUGACAAUCAUCCCAAAGAGUACUUUCGGCUACCGUCUUCGAGUAGGCUUAGUAAGACGAUAAUUGGGGAAUCUUAACGAGCAACUGGGAGAGAUAGGAAAGCAGACAGUAUUUUGAAGUAGGUGAAUUGAAAAUUUGAUCUAACCUCUUCAGACUUAUCGAUAUGUUUUUGUGUACUAAAACUGAAAGUUAGAGAAGUUAGCUUAAUGCUUCAUCUUCUCCAACCAAACCACACUGUCAAAUCUUUAGAAAGGAUUCAGGCUAGCCAACUUAGAAGGAAACUUUCUGCUAACUGAUAUGCUUGAGGAUACAAAUGAAAACCUUAUCUUUGUUUGUCUGCUCAUCUAAGUAUUCCAGACAUGUUAUGUUAACAUUUCUGUUCUUUUUAUUUAUUUAUGAAUCUGCCACAUUUUUAUAACGGAUUGAGAGAAAGUUGAAUCUAUACUACUCUGAUUUUGUUUCAUUGUUUGGCCAUUAAUUCUUUCAAUUUUUAACACGGCUCAGAAUCAAUCAGAAUGUGGAUUUUACGAACUGAAAUCGUGGCCACAUUGUUCACAACUGACACAUAGCAAUUUGGCAUGAUUCUUUGUGGGAGUUCCUAUUCAUGAUAAUGCAAAGGUAUGGACAUUGCCAUAAAAUCUGCAACCUUGCUUGAAAUCUGAACUGAGAAGAAGAAUUGAAUGAUAUUGCCUGAAAAACUUGCACACAAAAAAACAAAGCCCUUUUGAUUCCAUAUUGGAUGAUCCCAACAAGCAUCUUCACUUUAGUAUAUUCUUUUUGGAACAAAAAAGGCAUCCAUUUCCAUGACCCAUGUAAGAUAGUAAGUGGCUUGGCACCAACCAACUGCCAUGAGGGGAAUUUUAUAAGCCCUUAGCCAAACUCAUUAGAUAAGUAAUUUGGAAGUUACUUAAUCUCAAUGAUCACAACUACCAAUUCAGCCUCUGCUUUAACUAAAACUUCCAAGUUUUUAUCUCUUGGACGACAGAUUCUCACAAGGACAACUGAUGGCAUUUUUGUUGUUGUCGUGUGUACUUACUUUAUUAUCUAAAUGCAUUGUAGGCUCCAAACUUAUCCUUGGGAACAAUUGUCUACUCCAAGAGAUGCUCAGCUGAGGAACAAGUCAUGGAGUUCAGGAAGUUGACAGUUGAUGCAGAUUUUGCUACAAGUCUUUUUAAUAGAAAGGAAGAGAAAUGUUUUAUCCCUCAUCUUCUUCAAUUUAGCGUCGUAUCGUGUUCAGAAGAUUCAACUAGUUCAAUUGGAUCGUCGUCGUCGUCGUCCAGCCUCUGUGACGACGAUGCAUUAUCGUCAUUUUCAUCUUCUUCUUCGUCGUCAUCUUUGUUAUCUCAAAGAGAAGUUUGUGAGGAACAACAGCUGCUUUCUAUCAAAAAAGGGUUGUCAAAAUUUUAUGAAGGGAAAUCACGAACCUUCUCAUCCUUAUCCGACGUGAAAUGCGUAGAAGAGUUAGCAAAGGGAGAGAAUGAUUAUAGAAAGAAAUACUCUCGAAUUACUCCCAAGGCUACCAUAUCAAAGAAGCAUGGAAGAGUCUCUCUUGCAACCUUAGUGUCUAAGAUGGACAUUUCACUUCGCCCCGAGUAAAGGGAAGCUCGAACUGGUGUCAAUUUUAACAGGCGGUUCUAAAAUUUACUUGAUACGGGAAAAUGAUGAAAUGUUUUUUUUUCUUUUGUUAAUAUACUUCGAGUAUAAGACGAAUAUGAGCAAGUUUUAUAAUUUUGAUUUCGGGCUUUCGAGCUAAA